UUCGUUGCGCGCGCGCACCGCACGCACCGCCCGCGCCUCUACCGCACGCAACAUCGUUAUGUCAACUCUCGCGCGCAUCCCUCUACACCGAUACUACCCUUACUAAUAAAUGACGAUUGACGACCUACUAAGAUCUCCAAGUGUUUUCAAGACUGAUUUUAAGUAACAUGUUGUGAUAUUUAUUAUUGAAUGUGGACAUGUAUGUUAGGUGAGACUGUGCGCAGGAGUGCGGCAGGCAGUGGGCACAAUGAGUGCGCCGCUGAAUUGGCACAAAUGGCUAGUGUUGUCGCUGCUCGGAUUGGCUUUGUCCGCUCGGCCAAUUGGCUGCGAUUAUAGUUCCAUCACCGAGAAAUUUGGAGCGGAAGCCGUCGCUAGAUGCAAUGAAAAAUGUCCUUUCCAGAACCGAACCGAUGGACAUUUCGACGUGAGCUGUGCAUCUGACUGCAGCGUGCAGCAGUGUACAUUGGGAUGCAGUUUAUGGCAAGAAGGAUUGGAGUUUUCGUGCCAAACAGUAUGCAACGUCACGUUAGAGACUGUCGUGUCUCGUGAACUGUACUGUGUUAUGGGAUGCAACGAGGCUCUUAACACGUACUUUCAAAAGUUAAGAGAAUUGAUUGGCAUCCCACCGGCACCAGCGCUCGUAGCGGACAGUCUGACCGCUACAUCGUUGUCUCUAGUAUGGGAACCUCGCAUCCUAGGCAAUCUCAGUUACCUUGUGCAAUGGCGAUACGAAGAGCUACCUGGCAGUUGGCAGUACUACUCUAAUGCCAGCCACUCAGACCGAUCCAUUAUACAUGUGGAAAAUCUACGACCUUAUACGAAAUAUCGGUUUCGGGUAGCAAUUUUCCUCUCCGGCCACAGCGGGAUAGGAGAGCCCGUGUACUCCGCCCCGUCAGUAGUUAUCUCCACAUUGGAGAGUGGAAAACCAAGCUCGGCACCUUCAGCUUUGCGUGCCGCGGCGCCCGAUCCCAGUCGAGUGGCCAUAUCAUGGGAACCUGGCGCGUUCCCGAACGGACCUCUAAUAUCAUAUGUGCUAAGGCUUACUGACACCCAGCCUAACACAAUUGAUGCGUUGGAGGAUAUGCCCGCUUCAAACAACACUUUGUUCUACAUGUUUCAAAACCUGGCACCGGCACGAGAGUAUGAAGUAUCGGUUUCUAUGCGUAACUCAGUCGGUGAAGGUCCCAGAGCCUAUGUCAGAGUAUCCACCCCUCCUUUACCUACUGUGGUGCCAAGUGAACAACCUAUUUUGAUUUUGGGCGGAGAACAAAACAUCGUAGCGGCACCGGCAAACGAUAUGCUGUCUGAUCCUGUUGAGUUAUACAGCACUGAACAUAAAAUCACAGGUGUGGGCUUGGAUGUCUCCAGCGAUUCCCUCUUCGUGUCAGUUUCAAAUGGAUACGUCUACCGAAGCUCUUUAUCCAAAAAGAACAUUCCUGAAGCUAUUCUUACACCACAAAACAUAUCCUACAAACCUUUAGAUUUGUCUGUCGAUUGGUUGAACCGCCAUCUUUACGUUCUUGGGGAGGUUUAUUACACUCGAGAUGCGAAUUCAUCGAACGCAACCUUGUAUUCGAUAUGGGAGAUACUAAGAUAUGAUUUCGAUGGAAGAAAUCAGGUUGUGGCGUUGUCGGGCUAUUUUAAUUCCCGACCGAUUCAUUUCGAAGUUGAUGCUUAUAACGGGUAUUUAUUCUGGGCACUUCGAGGCGUAGAGCGUGGCGGAGGGAGUGGCGGGGGUUUAUACAGACUGGACCUCGCAAAUAUUUCCAAUGGAGUUCGACAUGAUGCCCCUCCAGAACUGAUCGUUAGAGAUGCCCACCUAGGCGCCUUUACCGUGGACCAUGCCGAUUUCAGACUGCUAGUUGCACAUUUAAAGAAAAACACCGUACUUGCUGUUUCUUUAGAUGGGCGUGAAGUAGCAGAUUUUCGAAGCAACACCCAAAAGCCAAUGUUCCUAUCAACACGUUCAAUAGCAUAUGCGAGUGGCUUAUUCUAUUGGACAAAUGGCAAAGAAAUGCUUACGGAAGAGUAUCACGCACAAAGUGACAGCUACUUUCAUAACGAAUAUCCUUUGGCUUAUAACACGAAGACAUUGCAAACGAGACAGGUGCUGGUAGCUUUAAGAAGUUGUCAGCCAAUCCCAGUACCCGUGAAUCCACCUAUUGGAGUACAGAGUGUGAUGGGGAUAGAACGAGCGAAAGUUUCGUGGUCUCCACCACACUUGUUGGGUCAUCAAGGAAGUGGCGCUUGGCAGCAAUGGACAUUCCAUCUCCAACUAACUCACGCUGAUAGUGGAGAAACUAUAGACAUUAAGAACAUAAAUGAGUCCACGUUUAUUGUUGAAGACUUGAAACAAGACGUUGAAUAUGUCAUUAGAGUUGCGGCAGUGACCAAAUCUGGAGCAGGUCCGUGGUCUUCGGAAUUUGUAGGCAAAACAUUAGCAGCAUCACCGACUACUUUAAACAGCACAUUAGUAUGGUCAGGUCCUGAUGGAUUAUUAGAAACCGAUUUAACAGGAGAAAAAUUAAGAACUUUGAUCGACAGGACCUCUCUGAAAGACUUCCACAUAACGGACAUAUCUUGGUAUCGUGACAAGCUAUAUUUGGUAACCAACGCGUCAACAGUCAUGUGGUUCAACACCACUUCUCAUGAAUCUGGUCUGAUGUCGAAUAUGGAAAAUGUAGGAAGUUUGGCAGUAGAUUGGGUUGGCAAAAAGAUUUAUUGGUCUAACCCCACACAGCAAUUGAUUACUCGAGGAAAUUUCGACGGCAGCAAUCGAGAACCAGUACCGAUUGUAACGGUGGCGAAAGAACUGACUAUUGACUCUUUGGGAGCGUACAUCUAUUGGAACACAGGCCACGCUGUAGAAGCUGCAAGAUUGAACGGUGAAAACAAGAUGGUUUACUAUCCAGCUCAACUCUUCAGUGGUAAACAAGUCAUGGGUCUAACAGCUGACCUGGAAAGGAAAUGGUUGUACUGGCUAGUGCGAAGUUACGAUGGAUCGGAGCUGCAUCGGGCACCGACUGCUGAUCAAAUUACCAACGGCAUCUAUGAGAUCUCCGGUUCGCUGGUGACGCGUCUAGCAGGCACAGCCACAUUGGGACCGUUAUGUUACUUCAGCGGACGAUUAGUUUGGGUUGAAGACGCUUCCCGUGCUGUGGUGUCAGAUCUGUAUGGCCGAUACACGGCGGACCUCGUGCCUAGAGUCCACGUCGUAGCUGUCAGAAUACCCGCACUUCAUGCUGACAGUGAAUCGCUGAUAGCCAUUCCGGAGACAAUCAACUCGUCUUCUAUAACGGUGGUGGGGGAGUCACACAACUUCAAUGUCACUUGGUCUCCGGCUACCAACGUCAAUAUCAACAACAGUAGCGUCUACUAUGACGUCAGCUUGCACUUCGCUGGACACUAUAAAAUUGAGAAAACCGUAGACGUGCCAUGGGUGGAAGUGCGAGAGCGGUCACUAGGACCGUAUACUGCGAUGGACGUGACAGUCCGCGCUCACACGCACUGGGGCGGAGGCGCGGCGGCGCGGGCGCAACUGUACUCGCCACAAGCGCCGCCCUCGGUACCACGCCGGCCUAGAGUAUAUAUACAGAGACUGCACAGCGGUGGUCCAUUAACAGCGAUAUUCCGUUGGGAACCGCCGGCGCAGGCUAACGGUAUCAUCCGCGGCUACGAGGCGCAAUGCUGGACGCUGCCGGCGGCGGGGCGCUCGCUCGCACUGCCAGCUAAACCAUCUGCCUGCGCUGACGCACAACUGUCGCCGACUCACACGCAGCUCAUGCUUAGAGACCUUGUCAACGGGUCCACUUACUUCUUUCAAGUCCACGCUAACACAGACGCCGGCUUCGGUCAAUACUCAGAAAUAGUAUCAGCAUCACCUGAUGGAGUCAAUCCUAUCCCGAAAGUAUUGAUAUCUUCACAAGAAUCCAUCAAGAUAAUAGAUUUAGAUUCCGGAGAGAGCGAAAUUAUACCGAAAAGCACAGGAAUACCGUUGGAUUUUACAGUUUCCAUUGAAGAAAAUAUUGUGUACUGGGUCAAUAAUUUAGAAGAGGUGUUCUCAUCCAGAAUCAAUGGCAGUGGACAUUAUAAGUUGGCGUCUAUCACAGAUACAGCAACAAGUAUAUGUGUGGAUUGGGUGGGCCGUUCCGUGUAUUGGGCUCAAAUGGAGAUGACAUCGAGCGAAACUUAUGUGGUGUACCGAGCUGACCUGGGCAUCCCCAACACCCGACCGCACAUCUCACGAAUGUUCGCUAGGAGACAACCGAUUUACAGUUUACAAAUCUCACCUUUACAGCGAUCAUUAUUUUGGUACGAAGAGAGUACCCACCCGGGAUUGGGCACCUUAAUGACAGCAAAAGUUAACGGCUCCCAACUAAGGACAUUCUUCAACAACACCGGAGAAGACAGUGAUUCGCGAGAGGACUGCACAUGUCCAGAAAAUCCUCAAGUGGCGAGACCAUUCGUUAUAGAUAUGACAAGUAACGACAACGAACUAUACUGGGUGGAUCCCUGGGUACACCACAUCGUAGCUGCGGACAUGGAUGGAUGUAAAUGUCGAGUUAUAUUCGACGCAACACCGAAGAAGAAAUACGGCUUCACCCCCAAGUCGAUAACAGUAGACAGCAAAUUCGUCUACUGGUUCAAUUCAACCGAAAAAGUAAUCUUUUUUACCAAUAAAAAUAAAAAGUCGAAAGUAGAACAGUUUAAAACAUCUUACGGUUAUAAAAUUAUGGCGUUAGACCCAGGUAAUCAACAGUAUCCGCCAAAAGAUUGUUUAUACCCAGACAGAACACAGAAUAUUCACCCCAAAGUAACUUCUACAUCAGCGAACAGUAUUUCUUUGCGACUACCAAAGCUUGACAAGCCUAGUAAAUGCAAACAUUUGGAGUACGAAAUGGCGGCAACAGAGUACACGAUAUAUUACCGCUUGCAACAGAAAGAUUCACUGACAUGUGACAAGGAAUCAUGUCCAUCCAUAACUACUACAAGUACAGAAGUGAUUCUUAACGAAUUAAAGCCGUUUACAAACUAUACCGUAAUGCUCGAAGCAACUAAUUAUUACGCAAAGCUUCAUGAAGUCAAACCUAUCGUUGGUUCAUCUAUGGUACUGCACACUGCUUCGGAAGCACCUACGGCCCCAAGGAACGUGACUUACUCGGUACUUAGUCCAGUGCUGGCUCGAGUUGAAUGGACGCCUGAUCCUGGAUUAUGGUACGAACUUCAUUGGAGGACCGAUGACUCUCCUUCACUGUCACAUAAGUUAAAAGAACACAACACGUUCGAAGUAUCAGAAGGUCGCAGCGCGAACAUGAUUGGUUUAUCCCCAAGCACAGUAUAUACGGUGUGGGUCCGAGCUCGGUCAAAUUACAGCGAAGUAUCGGCUGAUUCAGAACCAUUUAAACUUCGAACGUACCCGCCCCCUGCUCCAUUGGCACUGAAGAAUACUACUGCUUACGAAAUGCACGUAUUGUGGCCACCGCCUACAUCCUACACCACGCACAAAUACCAGGUGGAGUACACAGAAAUUGGUCUUUCAACCGUUGUUUGGAAGUUCUGUACGCAUAGCGGACAUGGUGUGUGGAGAGCUAGUAACUUGCGACCGAAAACUCGCUACCGCUUCCGUCUUCGCCUUCAGUACGUUGUUAAUGGCCCGGCGUACUAUUGGCCACAUGACGACAAAUUCACUUAUGAAACUUUGGGAGAUGUACCCGGCCCUCCUGGGUCGCUAAGGGUAGAGGCAGUGGGUGACAGGGUCCUACGCGCUUGGUGGUCCGAACCUGACACAAGAGGAGCGCCUAUAGAGGAGUACCGAGUUUGGGGAAGACCCCAACACAGGAUAAGCUACGUAUAUGAAAACGUUACAAAGAAUAUGAGCGAAAUGUUGCAAUCGGAUCUCCCAGCAGAUUUGGAUAAGGAAACAUUGACGCAUAUUAUACGUGAAGGACUUCAUCUGCUACACAAUGGGACUGAAACGUACUGGUUGAUCGGCGCGGGGGAGGUAUCGGAAGGGUAUGUGGCGCGAGUGCAAGCGAAGAAUAGCUACGGCUGGGGCGCGCUGUCAGCCGCGGCCGAACUUGAUGCGGCGCCGCUAGCGUACGCUGCGAGGCCACACCCCGCCGCGCUCGCUGUCGCCGUGGCCGCACUCGCCGCGCUUGUCUUGACCGUCGCUGCUGCUGUGUUUUAUACUUAUAACAAUCGGACUAAGAAAAAGGCUGCCAUGGAAAAUCAGAUGAUGACUAACGUACCCAGGCGAGGACCCGAUGUUGAACUGGCUACGCUGCGACAACUCCCAAUUAGACAUUCCACUAACAUACUAUACAAUCAGGGAGUACAUUGUCCAUCGGACGCAGAGCUGGCGAGCUUGCCACACAUUCGCAGAGAACAGAUCACUCUUACCAAGUUUCUAGGGUCUGGUGCGUUUGGUGAAGUAUUUGAAGGCAUUGCCAGACAAAUUAACGGCAGCACUGUUGACACUAAAGUAGCGGUCAAAACUCUGAGAAAAGGAGCAACGGAACAAGAAAAGACUGAAUUCCUGAAGGAAGCGGCAUUGAUGUCCAACUUCAAACAUGAGCAUAUUCUGAGACUGUUGGGAGUGUGUCUGGACAAUGAUCCCAACUACAUUAUCAUGGAGUUGAUGGAGGGGGGCGAUUUGCUCAGUUACUUGAGGGCAAAACGCGCGUCUCUGUAUACCCCCGAGUCACUCACGCUCCUGGAUCUCCUCAACAUGUGUGUGGACGUCACUAGAGGUUGUCGGUAUUUGGAAGAAAUGCACUUCGUACAUCGCGACUUGGCAUGCCGCAACUGUUUAGUCGCACACCGGGCAAACGGCAGAGUCGUCAAAAUCGGAGACUUUGGUUUAGCUAGGGAUAUUUAUAAAAAUGACUACUAUAGAAAAGAAGGCGAAGGUCUUCUGCCAGUUCGGUGGAUGGCAGUGGAGUGUUUAGUAGACGGAGUAUUUUCUUGUCAGUCCGAUGUUUGGGCAUGGGGUGUGCUCUGCUGGGAGGUUUUAUCCUUGGGCCAGCAACCAUACCCAGCUCGGACAAAUCGCCAAGUCCUAGGGUAUGUCCGCGCGGGAGGCACACCUGAUCGACCGCCUAAUUGUCCCUCAGUCUUUUACGAGCUCCUCCAAAAGUGCUGGAGUUACUCCCCGGACGGGCGGCCGUCGUUCCGGCACUGUCUCGAGGUGGUGACAACCCUGCGCGACAAGACAUCGCCGAAUAUAACGCUCACGGCGACUCCGACACCCGCGCCGCACUACCUGACGCUUCUAGGUGACGACGCCGUCGACAACCGCACCUACCUGCUCGACGAGAAUGACAACGCCUGCUUAGAUGAAGAUUUCCCUGAACAACAAAUGGAGCCGUCACAUCUGCUACCGCAACGGACGCCGAAGUACCUGGAGCUGAUGUAUGACAGCGAUUCGGGUGCCGGCACUGUGUAUGACGGGUACGAAAUCCCGCGCGCACCAGUUACGUACCUGCCGUUCUCACGGCACAGUAUAGUCGGCGUGGCGCCCAACAGACUGAUCAAGCCGCCCAUAUACAGGACGCACUCCCUGCGCACACACACGCGCCCCCCGAACGCCACCAUCAUCCCUCUACGGAACGGUAUCGUCAAGCGAGCCUCCCUUUGCGAGACCAUACAAGACACAUUCCCGCGCGACUCGCCCCGCCCCAGCUCGUCACGAGAACGCUCCAUCGAUCACGAUAUCGACAAACACGUUUUCAAGACUCCAUUUUAAACUGUGAUAUUGUUAUUAAGCGAUUUAUUAUACUUUGUACAUUACUCCACCGAUCCUCAAGUCUUUUUACUUGUGAAAUAUUUAAUUAUUUAUUUUAUUAGAUAGAUGUAAAUAUUCGAAUCGAUGUACAUAUUGUAAGAUAGAUGUAUUGUGUAAUUUGUAUUUAAGGUUUUUUAGCAUGACAACUUAACAUAGAACGUGCUUGAAAGUGAGAAUCAAAUGCUAGUUAUAAAUACGUAAUGACAAACUAAAGAUAAGUAGGUAUUUUGUCUCUCAAUAGCACGACUUCAGAAUAAGAAACGCGGUUACGCUGAAUGCAAGUACAACAAAAAAUAUGAAGAAAAUAUAAUGCAUUUAUUGUAAGCAAUUCCUAUUUAAUUAAACGUUUUAUCUUGA
This is a messenger RNA of Pectinophora gossypiella (pink bollworm), 8140 nucleotides long. It is a transcript of the gene sev, whose product is annotated as proto-oncogene tyrosine-protein kinase ROS. The transcript is spliced from 38 exons. Gene Ontology annotation, molecular function: ATP binding; transmembrane receptor protein tyrosine kinase activity; protein binding. NCBI's taxonomy places the organism in Eukaryota, Metazoa, Arthropoda, Insecta, Lepidoptera, Gelechiidae. Gene Ontology annotation, cellular component: signaling receptor complex; membrane. The coding region runs from base 248 to 7744 and encodes 2498 amino acids. The record is from RefSeq and is a predicted model, not a curated record. Gene Ontology annotation, biological process: regulation of TOR signaling; cell surface receptor protein tyrosine kinase signaling pathway; positive regulation of kinase activity.